AUGGCAGCUAAAGCUUUGUUUCUGAAAGAGGAGCUUUGCUGUUCUGUGUGCCAUGAUAUUUUCAAGGACCCUGUAGUCCUGGGGUGCAGCCACAGUUUCUGCAAAAUCUGUCUGCAGCGGUUCUGGGAAGAGAAGGGCUCUCGGGAGUGUCCCAUCUGUAAGAGAAAAUCCUCUAAAGUUAUACCUCCUCUUAACCUGGUUCUGAAAAACAUUGUGGAGUCCUACUUGAACCAGAAGACUGAGAGUGAAGCUGCAGAGAAGAGUGAAGAUUGCUGCAGUCUUCACAGACAGAAGCUUGUGUUCUUCUGUGAAAAUGACCAGGAGGCUGUCUGUAUCGUGUGUCAGGCGGCAAGGAAACACAGAAACCACCAGCUCCGUCCAGUGGAAGAGGUUGCACAGGAUAUGAAGGAGGAGCUCAAGGCUGCCCUGAAUCCUCUCAAAGAAAAACUGGAGAGAUUCACUAAAUUUAAAAAAGAAUAUGAGAAAACAGCAGACCACAUCAGGACUCAGGCCCAGCACACAGAGAGGCAGGUAAAGGCAGAGUUUGAGAAGCUCCACCAGUUCCUGCGAGAUGAAGAGGAGGCCAGACUAGCUGCACUGAGGGAGGAAGAGAAGCAGAAGAGUCAGAUGAUGAAGGAGAAGAUAGAAAACAUCUCAAGACAUGUCUCCAGCCUUGUAGAGAAAAUCACAGCUAUAGACAAGGCUGUGGACUCUCAAGAAAUCUCCUUUUUAAAGAUCUACAAGAACAUUAAAGAAAGAGCCCGGUGCACACUACAGGAUCCAGAGCUGCUUUCAGGGGCACUGAUAGAUGUGGCCAAACACCUGGGCAAUCUGAAGUUCAGAGUGUGGGAGAAGAUGCAAGGGAUGGUGCAGUACACUCCUUUGAUUCUGGACCCCAACACUGCACACUCCACUCUGUCUGUAUCUGAUGAUCUGACCAACGUGAGACUCACUGGUGCAGAGCAGCAGCUUCCUGACAACUCUGAGAGGUUUAACCACUAUGGGAUGGUGUUGGGCUCUGAGGGGUUUACCUCAGGAAAACACAGCUGGGAGGUGGAGGUGGGGAACAUGCCCAUGUGGGAUACAGGAGUUGUGAAAGAGUCCAUGAACAAAAAGGGGAGGAUUACAUCCAAACCAGGGAGAGCAACCUGGGUUGGAAUUCUGAGGAAUGGAGAUAAAUAUUAUGCAGCAUCAGUGAUACCCCUCACACUGAAGAGGAAACCCCAGAGGAUCGGAGUGCAGCUGGACUAUGACAGAGGGAAGGUGUACUUCUACGAUGCCAGUGAGAUGUCACACAUCUACACUUUUAAAGACACAUUUACUGAGAGACUCUUCCCAUAUUUCUCUCCUUGUGUAAACACUUAUGACAGCAGCACUGGGGCUCUAAAGAUCUGCCCAGUGAAGGUAUCUGUAACAGUGAUGUUAUCCCAGUGGAAGCGUUUGGGGCGGCAGCAUAGCAUGAUGGUUAAGGAGCAGGAGUUGAAAGGGAAAGUAAAGUCGGAGAGUGGGAUUCCAGAGUUAUGCGUAAGACAGUCAGGAAGUGAAUGGUUCUGUAAAAUGGCAGCUAGAGCUUUGUCUCUGGACGAGGAGCUCUGCUGUUCUGUGUGCUGUGAUAUUUUCAAGGACCCUGUAGUCUUGAAAUGCAGUCACAGCUUCUGCAGAGUGUGUCUGCAGCGGUUCUGCGAGGAAAAGAGCUCUCAGGAGUGUCCCAUCUGCAGGAGGAUAUUCUUCACGGAACCACUACCUAACCUGGUUCUGAAAAACGUUGUAGAAAUUUACUUAAAGCAGAAAGCUGGGAGUGACUCUCCAGAGAAGGGUGAAGCUCGCUGUAAGCUUCAUGGUGAAAAACUUCUGCUGUUCUGUGAGGAGGACCAGGAAACUCUCUGUGUUGUGUGUCAGACUUCGAAGAAACACAAAACCCACCAGCUCUGUCCAGUAGAAGAGGCUGCACUGGAUCUGAAGGAAGAACUCAAGACUGCACUGAAUCCUAUUAAAGAAAAGAUCAAGAGAUUCACUGAAGUUAAACAAGAGUAUGAGAAAACAGCAGACCACAUCAGGAGUCAGGCCCAGCACACAGAGAGGCAAUUAAAGGCAGAGUUUGAGAAGCUCCACCAGUUCCUGAGAGAUGAAGAGGAGGCCGGACUAGCUGCACUGAGGGAGGAAGAGGAGCAGAAGAGUCAGAUGAUGAAGGAGAAGAUAGAAAACAUCACAAGACACAUCUCUACCCUUUCAUACAAAAUCACAGCCAUAGAGAAGUCCAUGGACACUGAAGAUAUCUCCUUUUUAAAUAUCUACAGAAAUGCUAAGGAAAGAGCCCAGUGCACACUGCAGGAUCCACAGCUGCUUUCAGGGGUGCUGAUAGAUGUGGCCAAACACCUGGGCAAUCUGAAGUUCAGAGUCUGGGAGAAGAUGCUGGGGAUGGUGCAGUACACUCCUGUGACUCUGGACCCCAACACUGCACAUCCCUAUCUCUCUCUGUCGGAGGAUCUGACCAAUGUGAGACACACUGACACAGUGCAGCAGCUCCCUGACAACCCAGAGAGGUUUGACUCUGGUGUGGGCGUGCUGGGAUCUCAGGGCUUUACCUCAGGACAUCACAGCUGGGAGGUGGAAGUAGGGAAUAAAGCUGCUUGGAAUGUCGGAGUGGUGGAAGAGUCCAUCAACAGGAAGGGACUGAUCACAUGCGAUCCAGAGAGAGGAACCUGGGUUAUAGCUCUGAGGAAUGGUGAUGAGUAUAAAGCUGCUACCUCUCCAGCAACAGUCCUCACACUGAGGAAGAAACCCCAGAAGAUCAGAGUCCAGCUGGACUAUAAGAGGGGGGAGGUGUCCUUCCAUGACCCCAGUGACAUGUCACACAUCUACACUUUCAGAGAUGCUUUCACUGGGACGGUCUUCCCAUAUGUCUCUCCUUGCACAAACACUGAUGGCACUAAUCCCGGAGCCCUGCAGAUCAGCCCAGUGAAUGUGUCUUUAACAAUGACCUCACUAUGCUAUGUCUGA
Megalops cyprinoides (Indo-Pacific tarpon) is the source of this 3000-nucleotide messenger RNA. RefSeq lists its product as uncharacterized. The record is from RefSeq and is a predicted model, not a curated record. The transcript has 12 exons. Bases 1 to 3000 code for a protein of 999 amino acids. Gene Ontology annotation, molecular function: zinc ion binding; protein binding. Lineage: Eukaryota; Metazoa; Chordata; Actinopteri; Elopiformes; Megalopidae.